AUGCAGGUGGGGAUCCUGCAGUACGGCGAGGUGGCGGUCCACGAGUGGUCCCUGAAAGACUACCAGACCACACAGGAGGUGGUGGAGGCCGCCAAGAACAUCAGCCGCCAGGAGGGGCGAGAGACGCGCACGGCGUACGCCAUCAACAUGGCCUGCACGGAGGCGUUCAGCGCUGAGCGAGGAGCGAGGGAGGGAGCCACCAAGGUGAUGAUCGUGGUGACGGACGGAGAGUCGCACGACGGCGAGGAGCUGCCCGACGCUCUGCUGGAGUGCGAGAGCAGAAACAUCACCAGAUACGCCAUCGCGGUUCUGGGCCACUACAUCCGCAGGCAGCAGGACCCCGAGACCUUCAUCAGCGAGAUCAAGUACAUCGCCAGCGACCCUGAUGACAAAUACUUUUUUAACGUGACCGACGAGGCGGCGCUCAACGACAUCGUGGACGCUCUGGGAGACCGCAUCUUCUCUCUUGAAGGUAGCUAA
This is a messenger RNA of Doryrhamphus excisus (bluestripe pipefish), 480 nucleotides long. The record is from RefSeq and is a predicted model, not a curated record. NCBI's taxonomy places the organism in Eukaryota, Metazoa, Chordata, Actinopteri, Syngnathiformes, Syngnathidae.